AUGGCUGGGGUGGAACAGAACAUCACCAUCGAUCCUGAAAGCACCUCCGCUGAGCUGGUUCUAAAUGUAGAAGUCACUCUUGGAAUGAAAAGUGGGCAGGAUGGUCUUGGGAAACAGAAGACAAACAUUUUACCUGCUGUGUGUGCUCUGCUGAAUUCCCAAGGAGGCAAGGUCAGGGCUCAUAUUAAAAAUCAAGACUGUAAUUACAACAAACACAGAAUAAGAGAAGAUUUGGAGACCUCUUUCAAGGCUAUUAUGCCACUUGCUCAGAACCAACUAGACUUCAAACAGGAAGGACACUGCCUUGUCAUCUCUGUGAAACCAUGCAGUCUGGAUAACUCUGGUUUGAAGCCUGCCACCAUUGCAACCAACUUGUACUUGAGAAAUGGGGCCUCCUGUUCUCCAAUGAACUUGAAUGCUGCUCUGCAACUUUUCAAAGGCCCGGAGAACCCUGGAUUAAGAUCUCCGAUAAAAACAAUGUCGUCUGACAAAAGGCCUGGGGAAGAUGUGCGAGAAGAACUCUGCAUCCAAAGACAAGAAGAGCUCAAGGGGCAAGAAGAACGGGAUGUGCAAGAAGAACGGGAUGUGCAAGAAGAACGGGAUGUGCAAGAAGAACGGGAUGUGCAAGAAGAACGGGAUGUGCAAGAAGAACGGGAUGUGCAAGAAGAACAGGAUGUGCAAGAAGAAUGGGAUGUGCAAGAAGAACGGGAUGUGCAAGAAGAACGGGAUGUGCAAGAAGAACGGGAUGUGCAAGAAGAACAGGAUGUGCAAGAAGAACGGGAUGUGCAAGAAGAACGGGAUGUGCAAGAAGAACGGGAUGUGCAAGAGCUGGCUGCGGCUUUUUUUAACCAGACAGAACUCACAGAAGAAAAAUUCUCCUUUAGCGAAUCCAUAAAUGUUGAAUAUAAAUCGUUCGAAACAAAAAAGUUGUUACAACGAGUUAAAGAUAUUCUUCCUAAAACUCUCUCUGCAUUUGCCAACAGUGACGGGGGAUAUUUGUUCAUUGGCUUAGAUGAAAAAGAAAAGCAAAUAGUUGGUUUUGAAGCGGAGAAGAGCUAUCUUGUGUAUCUAGAGAGUGAAAUAGAGAAGUGCAUCCGACAGCUGCCUGUCAUUCACUUCUGUGAGAAGCAGGAGAAGAUAAAGUACACAUGCAAAUUCAUCCCAGUCCUCAGACAGGGAGCCGUGUGCUCAUAUGUGUGUGCGCUCAGAGUGGAGAAGUUCUGCUGUGCUGUGUUCGCUGAAGAGCCUGAAUCCUGGCACGUGGAAGACAGCUGUGUGAAGAGGUUUACCUUAGAGGAAUGGGUCAAGAUCUUAAUGUCUAGCAGUCCAGGGUAAGGAAGGGGAAUUAACAAUUAGAAUACAUUUAGCUUUGGAAGUUGGAAGACUUUCUCUUGGGAAUUUGAGACAAGAUCAUUAGUUCUGACUCUACUCAGUUAGUGAUCAACAGCGGAGCUGAAGUCUCCACUGCUCCUGCCAACUACCUGGGACAGAGAUUCCUCUCACCCUGGAUAUCACAUCAACCACCUCUACUCCCUUGUAAAGAAAGCUCCAGCAUCUCCCACCUGAGCUCCAUUUCUGGCAGUAGGCAUUUCUUUCAGCAGUCUGGGCCUUGGUUGUUCGCUGUUUCUCUCCCCACCUUUUUCCCAUUGACUCUUCUCCCUGAACCGUCCUCCCUUCCAGUCACAUUAUUAGACAUCACACAGCCCUAGAGUGUGUGAUGAGAAAAGUACCUUGCGGUGUGUCAGGUUUGCAAAAGAAAAACCUCCAAUGAGGCCAGAGCAGCCCCAGCAGCCCCGAGUCUGCACAGUUCCCAGCAGCUGCUGCCGUCUCCACCCAAGCUCACCAUUGCUUCACCAGCCUCCCACCUUCUUUUCCACAGCUUUUCAAUAAAUACACAGAUAAACAAA
Microtus oregoni (creeping vole) is the source of this 1907-nucleotide messenger RNA. Its product is annotated as schlafen family member 12-like. The transcript has a single exon. The record is from RefSeq and is a predicted model, not a curated record. Lineage: Eukaryota; Metazoa; Chordata; Mammalia; Rodentia; Cricetidae. Bases 1 to 1335 code for a protein of 444 amino acids.